Messenger RNA from Bombyx mori (domestic silkworm), 2432 nucleotides. Its product is annotated as kelch domain-containing protein 3. Lineage: Eukaryota; Metazoa; Arthropoda; Insecta; Lepidoptera; Bombycidae. Gene Ontology annotation, molecular function: chromatin binding; protein binding. The record is from RefSeq and is a predicted model, not a curated record. Bases 150 to 1292 code for a protein of 380 amino acids. Gene Ontology annotation, cellular component: cytoplasm. The transcript has 5 exons.
UACCCACUGUCAAUUUCUGAUUUCUAGUUUCUAGUUUCGUCAGUCAACCAGUUUGUCGGGGAUAUGGUAGAUUCCUUUUAAAAAAAUAUAAAAAUAAUAUAACAGUUUAAUUUGAAGCUACCGUCUUUUUUUUAAAUUCCAUUGCAACAAUGAAAUGGACAGUGCAUAUCGAAGGGGGACCGAUGAGAGUCAAUCAUGCAGCUGUAUGUAUUGGCGAUAAAAUCUAUUCGUUUGGUGGAUAUUGUUCCACUGAAGAAUAUAAAGAUUGGGAGCCAAUACCAGUCCAUAUAUUGAACACAGCAACUCUAAGAUGGACCUCUGUAAACUAUAAGAGAUCAGACGUAGUCCCAUUUCAAAGAUAUGGGCACACAGCAGUUGCCUAUGGUCACAAGGUAUAUAUGUGGGGCGGCAGGAAUAAUGCGGUAGCAUGUGAUACUCUCUCGUGCUUCGACACAAAGAAACUCGAAUGGAGCACCCCGCAAGUGACAGGAAUGGUGCCAUAUGCUAAAGAUGGACAUUCAGCAUGUGUCAUUAAAAAUAAAAUGUAUAUUUUUGGAGGAUUUGAGUAUCUCACUGAUCAAUAUUCUCAAGAAGUCCAUUGUCUUGAUUUGGACACACUUCAGUGGACCUUUAUAGAUGCACAAGGCACUCCGCCUUCCCACAGAGAUUUCCACACUGCAGUAGCUGUCGGAGACCGCAUGUUUGUCUUUGGUGGUAGAGGUGAUUUAAAUAGUCCAUAUAAUUCUCAGGAAGAAAUUUAUUGCCCGCAAGUAUAUUAUCUAGAUACAAUAACAGAGACAUGGGUAGCCUGUAAUCCUACUGGGAUUUGGCCAGAAGGGAGACGCAGUCAUUCUGCAUGGCUCUACAAUGAUUUCAUGUACAUUUUUGGUGGAUUCAAUGGAAAUACCAGGACACACUUUAAUGAUCUUUAUAGAUACUCAAUUAAAGGAAAUUUUUGGCAGUUUAUAAAUGUGACUGGUUCAGUUCCUUGCAAGAGACGACGCCAAGCAUGUCUUAUUUAUGAAGAUAAGGUAUACCUGUUUGGAGGCACAAGCCCUUGCCCACAUGUUAACAACAGGCCCAUUGAUGAAAAUGAUGCAAACCCCGAGAGAUUAAUUGAUAACAGUGAUUUACAUAUACUAGAUUAUACCCCAAGUCUGAAGACUCUAUGCAUCAUAGCUGUACUUGCUAACAACCUUGACCAAAGCACACUUCCGCGUGAUAUAAUUAUGGAUAUUUGUGCCAUGACAUUACCAAACCGCAUCAGCAGGCCCAUUAAUCAAGCAGGCUGAAAUAAUCUAUUAACUGAACACUUCUAUUGAUAACUUUGGAGCUUAUAAAUAUAUAAUAUGUAGUACCUAUCAAUAUCAAUAUGGAAAUGUUUAGUUGUUUUGAUUUUCCUUUUUUUAGACUGAUAGUUUAAUAUAGUUAUUGUUUAAAGCUUGAAGCUACGUUAUUUAUGUAUCUCAAGCAGUCUAGAGGCUGCUAUUAGUCAUUAUGAAUAUAUUAAUAGUUUACAUAUAGUAAAAUUUUGUAUUUUCGAUGUCCCAAACAAAUAAAUAUUUGUUGUUCGAAAUGUGUUUUAUCUAUCUGCAGAUUUGAAUGGUCUACAAUAGUCUAAAUAACACUUAUGUACUUUUUUUUGCAUAAAUACAAAUUCAAAAAUCGAUGACUAUUUCAGUUCCUUCAUAUAAAUAUGUUUCUACGAAUAUUGUUUAUUUUUAUUCUUAAGACGGGUUGACGAGUUCACGGCUCACCUGUUGUUAAGUGGAUGCCAGAUCCCAUCAACAACGUAUGUAUAGGCUGCCACCCACCUUGAGGCAUAAAUUCUAAGUCUAUUUUUCAGUACAACGGCUGUCCCACCUUUCAAACCGUAACUACAAUACAAUACUGCUUCACGGCAGAAAUAAGCAGGUUGUUGGAACCUAUCCAUGUGGGCUCACAAGACACGCUACAUAAAUGUAUAAUUAGUACACAACUUACAAAUUUAAAUUUGAAAUCAGUAUGUAAAUUUCUCGAAUUGUCCAAUAGUGUUACAAUACUACACACAUAACAGUUAUUUAACUUUACAAUUAUUCUUUCAGUAUGGAUAUUUGUGCCAUGACAUUACCAAACCGCAUCAGCAGGCCCAUUAAUCAAGCAGGCUGAAAUAAUCUAUUAACUGAACACUUCUAUUGAUAACUUUGGAGCUUAUAAAUAUAUAAUAUGUAGUACCUAUCAAUAUCAAUAUGGAAAUGUUUAGUUGUUUUGAUUUUCCUUUUUUUAGACUGAUAGUUUAAUAUAGUUAUUGUUUAAAGCUUGAAGCUACGUUAUUUAUGUAUCUCAAGCAGUCUAGAGGCUGCUAUUAGUCAUUAUGAAUAUAUUAAUAGUUUACAUAUAGUAAAAUUUUGUAUUUUCGAUGUCCCAAACAAAUAAAUAUUUGUUGUUCGAAA